This is a messenger RNA of Taeniopygia guttata (zebra finch), 1592 nucleotides long. RefSeq names its product cathepsin H (gene CTSH). NCBI's taxonomy places the organism in Eukaryota, Metazoa, Chordata, Aves, Passeriformes, Estrildidae. Gene Ontology annotation, molecular function: cysteine-type peptidase activity. Gene Ontology annotation, biological process: proteolysis. The record is from RefSeq and is a predicted model, not a curated record.
GGCUCGGCUCGGCUCCGCUCCGUCCGUCCCGGCUCGGCCCGGCCCGGCCCGGCCAUGGGCUGGCCCGUGCUGCUGAGCGCGGCCGCGCUCCUGGCCGCCGCCGCCGCCGCCUGGGAGCCCUCGGCCGAAGAGGAGCGGCUGUUCAAGGCCUGGAUGCUGCAGAACAAGCGGCGGUACGGCCCCGAGGAGUACCCGCGCAGGCUGCGCACCUUCCUGGGCAACAAGCGGCGCAUCGAGGAGCACAACGCGGGCAACCACAGCUUCCAGAUGGGCCUGAACCAGUUCUCGGACCUGACCUUCGCCGAGUUCAAGAAGCUGUACCUGUGGAGUGAGCCACAGAACUGCUCAGCCACCAAGGGGAACUUCCUGCGCAGCUCUGGGCCGUACCCCGACUCCAUCGACUGGAGGAAGAAGGGGAAUUUCGUGACACCCGUGAAGAACCAGGGUGCCUGCGGGAGCUGCUGGACCUUUUCCACCACGGGCUGCCUGGAGUCUGCCAUUGCCAUUGCCACGGGAAAGCUGCUCUCUCUGGCAGAGCAGCAGUUGGUUGAUUGCGCCCAGGCCUUCAACAACCACGGCUGCAGUGGGGGCCUGCCGAGCCAAGCCUUCGAGUACAUCCUGUACAACAGAGGGCUCAUGGGGGAGGACAGCUACCCGUACCGGGCCAAGAACGGCACCUGCAGGUUCCAGCCGGACAAGGCCAUUGCCUUUGUCAAGGACGUGAUCAAUAUCACACAGUAUGAUGAGGAUGGCAUGGUGGAAGCUGUGGGGAGGCACAACCCAGUGAGCUUUGCCUUUGAGGUGACCAGUGACUUCAUGCACUACAGGAAAGGAGUGUAUUCCAACCCCCGCUGCGAGCACAGCCCUGACAAGGUGAACCACGCCGUGCUGGCCGUGGGCUACGGACAGGAGGAUGGCACUCCCUACUGGAUCGUCAAGAACUCCUGGGGCCGCCUGUGGGGCAUGCAGGGGUAUUUCCUUAUUGAACGAGGCAAGAACAUGUGUGGGCUGGCCGCCUGUGCCUCCUACCCCGUUCCCCAGGUGUAGCACAGCGCAGGGGGACGGGGCUGGAGCGACUGAGGGGCUGAGUGCCGGCAGGAGGGGACAGAGGGAGCUGCCACGCUGUCCCCUGCCGGAGCUGUCACCUGCCGGAGCUGUCCCCUGCCGGAGCUGUCCCCUGCAGGCGGCUCGGCUCGGCUCGGCUCGGCUCGGCUCGGCUCGGCUCGGCUCGGCUCGGCUCGCACAGCCCUGCUGCAGCAGCACACCCUGUACCUGCCCUCUGUGACCGAACCCGGGUGCUCCUGUGCCCCUGCCGUGUCCCGCCAGGUGUGCCAGGUGUGCCAGGUGUGCCUCCGUGCCCUGCCCCAGCCGGGACACCCCACGGCAUCCGAUCCGCACGGAGCUCCCCGUGCCCCUCGGGUGGCUUUUGGUUUUGCAAUCACCGAGUGUAAAUUUCAGCGAUUUUAUAAUUUCCUCUGAAGGUAAUUUCCCCGUUGUUUAAAGGAAGGAUGAGUGCUGUGAUUUGUACACUUUUACCAAUUUUCAUGAGAUGCCUGCUAUAUUUUUAUUAAAAACCAGGGUGUUUUAAAUCA